AUGCAAUACAGUGGGUUUUACAACUAUGCGCCAAACACCGGUGCGGCCGCGUUCUUUUCGGCAGUUUUUGGGAUCUCAAUGUUCACGCUGGCUUGGAUUGUCCUAGAGAAACGUAAAAAGAUGGGCGAAGUAGUACUGCCUGAGAAACUGGAACAAGAACGGAUAGGACAACAACCGCGUAUGAACACCAGUACGAGAACUGCGUUCAAGUACUUUUUUCUGGUGUUCGGUUGUGGCAUCGAGACCGGCGGAUACAUCGCACGUGCGUAUUCUAGCAAAAAUACUGAUAUGCUGGUUCCCUAUGUGAUACAUUUGGUUUUUCUACUGGUAUCGCCUGCGCUGAUGGCGGCGUCGAUCUAUAUGAUUUUUGGACGUAUGCUGAUCAUCAUGCAAUGCACUUCAAUCUCGCUGGUACCCGUGCGAUUCAACACGGCCGUGUUCGUGACAGGCGACGUUGUGAGCUUUCUGCUACAGGCCGCUGGAGGUGGUAUGAUGGCGACGGAGUCGAGCCGUUCCACUGGUGAGGACAUCAUUAUCGGCGGUUUGCUGGUUCAGAUCGUGUUUUUCGGGUUGUUCAUUGUGACGGAAGUGCUGUUCUCCGCGCUGGUACGCAAACGGUCAGCCAUCGUGCACGAGCUCAGUAAAGGAUGGCACAUAAUGAACUUGACUUUGAUUGCCGCAAGCAUAUGCAUUUUGAUCCGGUCGAUUGUACGUGUUGUUGAGUUUUUUGAAGGUUUCGACGGGUACCUCAUGAGCAACGAGUGGACCAUCUACGUUUUUGAUGCACUACCCAUGUUCAUGGUGCCCAUACUUUUCAUUGCAACGUCCCGUUACGGCAAUUUGUUCCAGCUCGAACUUGAAUGUGCACGGGUAUCUGCCGCCACCGGCGGAUACCCGUUGCUCGACGAGAGCAUAGACGAAGCUCUGUAG
Lachancea mirantina is the source of this 930-nucleotide messenger RNA. The record is from the annotation of a GenBank genome assembly. Lineage: Eukaryota; Fungi; Ascomycota; Saccharomycetes; Saccharomycetales; Saccharomycetaceae.